Hibiscus syriacus is the source of this 1062-nucleotide messenger RNA. Its product is annotated as E3 ubiquitin-protein ligase PUB24-like. Lineage: Eukaryota; Viridiplantae; Streptophyta; Magnoliopsida; Malvales; Malvaceae. The transcript has 2 exons. Gene Ontology annotation, molecular function: ubiquitin protein ligase activity. The coding region runs from base 1 to 975 and encodes 324 amino acids. The record is from RefSeq and is a predicted model, not a curated record.
AUGGCGGUUCAUUACCAGUUGGAAGGGAUUUUCAUACCCAAUGCUUGGUGUUCGGCAAAUGCGGGCGGCGGUGUCGAUAAGGUUCCUACCCGGGAGUCUCCUCUAUGUAAGAUUCGUCUUCUUGAACUCGUUCGUGAACUAGACGUUCCUGGUUUGUAUGUAAAUGCUUUGAACGAAAUAGAAGUCCUAGGAAAGGACAAUGAGGGGAACAAGAAGUUCAUGGAGGACGCUGGUGUAGCCAGAGCUGUGAUCUUGUUGUUGAUACGAUGUUACGAUGAAAGUAAAACGAUGGGGACUGAACAAGCUUUGAGGAUUCUCUGUCAUGUUUGGACACCAUCAGGUGAAAUCAAGGCAUUUUUGGAUGAAAAUCAUCGGCUCAUUGACUGUCUAACAUGGAUUCUCGGGUGCGAAGUCGAGAACCAUGUCCUCACCAAGACUCUCGCAAUGCUUUCAUUGAAACGGGUGAUCGAGGCAUCCAAUACGAGGUCGUUGGAGAAGUUGAAACCCGAGUUCAUGAAACAAAUGUUAACGGUAAUUAAAUCGAAAAUCUCUCAACAAGCGACCAAAUCCUCCUUGCAAGUUCUGAUCCAAGCGUGCCUUCAAGGACGAAACAAGAUGAAGAUCGUCAAGGCCAACGCGAUCUUCGAGCUCAUCGAAUUCGAACUCGAGAAACCGGAAAAGAACAUAUCGGAACUGAUCUUCAACCUUCUGGCACAUCUAUGUUCAUGCGCCGAUGGUAGAGCCGAGUUUCUUCGCCAUGCGGGAAGCAUAGCGAUGGUGGCGAAAAGGAUCCUGAGAGUUUCUCCGGCAACCGAUGAUCAAGCCGUUUGCAUACUUUCGUCGAUCUCGAAAAAUGCAGCAACAAAAGAAGUACUUUUAGAGAUGUUGAAGGUUGGGGCAGUGACAAAGCUAUGCAUGGUAAUUCAAGCAGAUUGUCCAACAUAUCUGAAACAGAAAGCCAGAGGGGUCCUUUGAUUGCACUCUAAUUUGUGGAGUGAUUCUCCUUGUAUUGCUGUUUAUCUGUUAACCAGGCACCAAAGGUAACUCAUGGUGACAAAAGUA